This is a messenger RNA of Aureobasidium namibiae CBS 147.97, 501 nucleotides long. Its product is annotated as molybdenum cofactor biosynthesis protein C. Gene Ontology annotation, biological process: Mo-molybdopterin cofactor biosynthetic process. The transcript has a single exon. The record is from RefSeq and is a predicted model, not a curated record. Lineage: Eukaryota; Fungi; Ascomycota; Dothideomycetes; Dothideales; Saccotheciaceae. The annotation marks the transcript as partial.
UUAAGCCACCUCACAUCGACCGGCGAGGCUCAUAUGGUCGACGUCGGCCAGAAGGAAUCGUCCGAGCGAGUCGCAGUAGCUGUCGGGUUCGUGCACUUUAGCAAUCCAGAGCCGUACAGACUGAUCACAGAGAAUCUUAACAAGAAAGGCGAUGUCCUCGGUGUGUCACGCAUCGCCGGCAUCAUGGCGGCUAAAAGAUGCUCGGAUAUCAUCCCCCUCUGUCAUCCCAUACCCAUCACGAAGAUCACGGUAGACGUCGGAGCCAUGUCACCCCAGAAUGCCUACAAAACGGCGGCGAGAUACGGUGGUUUCAAACAUGGCGUGAUCGCAGUGGAAGCUCGAGUUCAUACGCAUGGACAGACAGGCGUUGAGAUGGAGGCGCUCACAGCUGUGUCAUGCGCUUGCUUGACGGCCUACGACAUGUGUAAAGCUGUUGACAAAGCCAUGCACAUCUCUGAGACGCGCGUGGUGUACAAAGCGGGAGGCAAGUCUGGUGUCUUC